Conger conger (European conger) is the source of this 1243-nucleotide messenger RNA. It is a transcript of the gene unc50, whose product is annotated as unc-50 homolog (C. elegans). The record is from RefSeq and is a predicted model, not a curated record. Gene Ontology annotation, cellular component: Golgi membrane. Lineage: Eukaryota; Metazoa; Chordata; Actinopteri; Anguilliformes; Congridae. The coding region runs from base 145 to 930 and encodes 261 amino acids. The transcript has 6 exons.
CAGUAUGCAAAGCGCUGAUGCUACGUCACUGCCUACGUGUUCGGUUAGUGACAGGAACACAGGAGCAAGAAGCAGCAAGUCUGGAGUUUUCCGUAUUAAAAAGCGAUCUAGGAAGUUCGGUGGUUCUGCUAUAUUUGCAGCGCAAUGUUGCCGACCAGCUCCUACUCGCCACUAAGCCAGGACAACGGCAGUCUGAACAGCCGGGACGCCGCGCGCCACACGGCUGGCGCUAAGCGCUACAAGUACCUGCGGCGUCUGUUUCGCUUCCGGCAGAUGGACUUCGAGUUCGCGGCAUGGCAGAUGCUCUACCUGUUCACCUCCCCGCAGAGGGUCUACCGAAACUUCCACUACAGGAAACAGACCAAGGACCAGUGGGCCCGAGAUGACCCCGCCUUCCUAGUCCUGCUCAGUAUAUGGCUGUGUGUGUCCACGGUGGGCUUUGGCUUCGUGCUGGACAUGGGCAUCCUGGAGACCCUGAAGCUGCUGCUCUGGGUGGUCUUCAUCGACUGCAUCGGCGUGGGGCUGCUCAUCUCCACCCUCAUGUGGGUGGUAACGAAUAAGUACCUGAUGAAGCAGCCGUGCAAGGACUACGAUGUGGAGUGGGGCUACGCCUUCGACGUGCACCUCAACGCCUUCUACCCGCUGCUGGUCAUCCUGCACUUCCUGCAGCUCUUCUUCAUCAACCACAUAGUGGCCAUAAGUGCAGACUGGUUCGUGGGGUACUUUGUGGGGAACACACUGUGGCUGAUUGCCAUUGGCUACUACGUCUACAUCACCUUCCUGGGCUACAAUGCACUGCCCUUCCUGAAGAACACAGUGGUGCUGUUGUACCCCUUUGCGCUGCUGGCCCUGCUCUACGUCCUGUCACUGUGCCUGGGGUGGAACUUCACCAGCGGCCUGUGCUGGUUCUACAAGUACCGCGUGCAGUAGGGAGCCUGGGGCCCGGGGGCCGGGCGCCGGGGGCCCGGGGGGGUCUGUGUCUGACGGACUGACCCAGUCCCCCCUGCUGAAGGGACGGUGUGACUGCACUCUUCCACAGGGCCCUGGGUCCUGCCCGGGGCCUGUCUGUGGAGAGCUGAGAAGGGUUUGCUUUUCCUCUUUUGUACAUACAUGCUUGUACAUACCAUUCUCACUGUAGAUAUCAAAACUUUGGAUUGCUCAAAAAGGUGUAUUAUUAUUAUUUUUAUUUUUUUUUCCUUUGGUUUUUCAUAUCUUUUUGAUAUGACCGAUGCUCUGAGUUUAA